Candida dubliniensis CD36 is the source of this 957-nucleotide messenger RNA. It is a transcript of the gene DDI1, whose product is annotated as Ddi1p. Gene Ontology annotation, molecular function: aspartic-type endopeptidase activity; protein binding. The record is from RefSeq and is a predicted model, not a curated record. The coding region runs from base 1 to 957 and encodes 318 amino acids. Gene Ontology annotation, biological process: proteolysis. Lineage: Eukaryota; Fungi; Ascomycota; Pichiomycetes; Serinales; Debaryomycetaceae. The transcript has a single exon.
AUGCAACUUACUAUAUCUUUAGAUCAUUCGGGUGAUAUUAUCUCGGUAGACGUUCCAGAGUCACUUAGCUUGGAAGAUUUCAAGGCUUACUUACUGGCAGAGACUGGUGUAGAUGCUGGGGUCCAGCUGUUGAGGUUUAACGGGCAGGAGUUGGUGGAGAACAAACCGUUGAGUGAGUUUCAAAUCCACGAUAAUGAUCUUUUACAGAUGUCGAAAAAGCAGGAGCCAGAUGAACGGAUAGAGAUGAUUAGACAGCAGGUAUUGGCUGACCCCAAUGUCAGAGAGCAAGUGAGAUCAACCCAGCCCAGUCUUUUUGAUGCGUUGAAUGAUCCUGCCAGGUUUAGAAGUUUAAUAAUGGAGCAAGUAUCACAGGAGCACCAGCAGACGAGUUCUAACCAGGCUGAGUUGUUGCGUUUACAGCAGGAUCCCGACAACCCGGCAAACCAAGAGCGUAUUUUAGAGUUGAUUAGACAGGAGGCGAUUGAGGAGAAUAUGAAGUUGGCGUGGGACAUUUCGCCAGAGAGUUUUACCACUGUCAAUAUGCUCUACAUCAAGCUAAAGAUUAAUGGAGUUGACCAAGUUGCAAUGGUUGAUUCUGGGGCGGCGAUGACGACGAUCAGUCCUUCGAUUGCUGAGGAGGUUGGACUUGCACGGUUGAUUGAUAAGCGGUACAAGGGCCAGGCUGUUGGCAUUGGCACACAACAAAUUGGUGGCCGAAUCCAUAGUGCCCCGAUUGAGAUUGGUGAUACGAAGAUCGAGUUGCCGUGUUCGUUCUAUGUGGUCGACACGCAUGUGGGGAUCCUUUUUGGUUUAGAUAUGUUGAGAAGGCAUCGGUGCACGAUUGAUUUAGAGAGGGACGUGUUGGUUAUUGGCCAGCACAUUGAAGCCAAGUUUUUGAGUGAAUCGGAGAUCCCGAGAAAGUCUUUAGGGGGAAAUAUAUUUCAAAGAGAGAAUUAG